AAUCUCCAUCACCUCCCCAAUAAUUCCUUGCACUCUUCUUCCUCCACAGUCUACACACACAUUGUAAUUUGCUCAGGGAAGAAAAAAAAAUGGCAACAGCGAUUGCUUUCUCCGGGCUAUCUUUCACCACCCUCCGAUCAAAGGCUUCUGAAUCGUCGGCUUCUCUUUUCAGUUUUUCUCGGCCCGCUCCGAAGCCCGUUCUCGACUUUUCAGUCUCCCCGCGACUCGAUUUUUACCAGAAUAAGAAUUUCAUGGUGUGUGCCUCUGUUGAUGGAGUUGACUCGGUCGGCUCAGUGUCGCUUAAGUUUGAGCUGGAGAACGAUGAUGUUCCAAUGCCUAUUGUGCUGAUCGAUCAAGAUUCUCAUCCCGAGGCAACUAUUGUGCAAGUCUCGUUCGGAGAUCGCCUAGGUGCUCUUUUCGACACGAUGAAGUCUCUUAAAGACUUGGGCUUGGAUGUUUUGAAGGGAACUGUUACUACUGACAACUCUGUCACACAAACUAAAUUUUUUAUUACAAGACUGACGACAGGGCGCAAAGUUGAAGACCCUGAUCUCUUGGAAAGAAUUCGUUUGACUAUCAUUAACAACCUGCUUAAAUAUCAUCCGGAGUCGAGUGAGCAGCUUGCUAUGGGUGAAGUCUUUGGAUUAGUACCACCAGAAAAAAAGAUUGAUACUGUUAUCGCAACUCACGUACAUGUUAAGGAAGAUGGACCAAGGAGAAGCUUGCUCCGUAUAGAGACGGCAGAUCGACCAGGACUGCUCUUAGAGAUCCUGAAAAUCAUUGCGGAUAUUAAUAUAGACGUUGAAUCAGCGGAGAUCGAUACAGAAGGGUUGGUGGCUAAGGACAAGUUUCAUGUCAGUUACCGAGGGUCAGCCUUAAACAGUUCCCUUUCUCAGGUUCUGGUGAAUUGCCUGCGUGACUAUCUGAGGAGGCCAGAAAAUGAUGAAGACAGUUACUAGAAGAACUAUUUAAAUUGCAUGUUGUAUAACUAAUUUUCGUCUGUAUAAAUAAUUAAAUAUUGUGUGGGCAUGAAUUUGUUAAAAACUUGUAAAACUUUUAAUUAAGAAACUCAGAAUAAAUGAACUAUCAGCAUAAACACACUGUGGAAAGCACAGUGAUGAACAAUUGCUUGUUAACUCUUAUGAAGGUUUUCAUGGAUAA
Messenger RNA from Erythranthe guttata (spotted monkey flower), 1161 nucleotides. It is a transcript of the gene ACR12, whose product is annotated as ACT domain-containing protein. Gene Ontology annotation, cellular component: chloroplast thylakoid membrane; chloroplast stroma. NCBI's taxonomy places the organism in Eukaryota, Viridiplantae, Streptophyta, Magnoliopsida, Lamiales, Phrymaceae. The record is from RefSeq and is a predicted model, not a curated record.